Messenger RNA from Nomascus leucogenys (northern white-cheeked gibbon), 8639 nucleotides. RefSeq names its product canopy FGF signaling regulator 1 (gene CNPY1). Gene Ontology annotation, cellular component: endoplasmic reticulum. Lineage: Eukaryota; Metazoa; Chordata; Mammalia; Primates; Hylobatidae. The record is from RefSeq and is a predicted model, not a curated record.
AUGCAAACUUCCUACUUUGAUCAGCAGAGGGUGGAGAGGGAAAAAGCCCGCAAAGGCGCGGGCUGCGGCGCGGUCCGGCGCCCUUGGCGGCUCCACGCCCCCUUCCGGAAGGAGCCGCGGGGACGCCGCAUCCUGCACCUUGACCUGUCUAGACGGCCCCGAACGUUUUGUCUCCGUUACCAAGGGCGAGGGGUGCUCUUUGACCCGCGCCCGGGGCGGAGGUGGUGGCCAAAGGGUCCAGCUGAAUCCUCGCCGAAUUCCGGAGGGAGAGGGGCGCGUGGGGACGUGCACCAGCUGUUCCCAAAGAAAGCAGCCGAGGAGCCCGCCUGGGAGAUGGGGCGCCCGUCCAUCCCCCUAGCCCAGUCGGAGGCGUUCCUAACGGACCUUUUGGAGAAAGUCUGUGAGCGAAUGAACGACUACAAGCUUGAGGAAGACCCUGUGACGAAGGAGAGAACUUUCAAGAGAUUUGCUCCUAGGAAAGGAGACAAAAUAUACCAAGAAUUUAAAAAAUUAUAUUUUUAUUCUGAUGCUUACAGACCUUUGAAAUUUGCGUGUGAAACUAUAAUAGAAGAGUAUGAAGAUGAAAUAUUCUCACUUAUCGCCCAGGAGGCACACUGUCUAGCUGACAAGCUGUGCAGUGAAAAAUCAGAUCUGUGUGAAACUUCUGCUAAUCAUACUGAGCUCUAGGAGUGCCGUGCUGCUGGUGGUAGAGAGGAGUAAAGUCACACCCAAAGGUGAAGCUGAGGAGUACAUGAAACUUAAAUUAACCUUUGCAGAUUUUGAUAAAUCAAGCUUGACAAUAAAGGAUUUAAUUCCGUAUUGAGGAAAAAAGUGAACAAAAUAGGGAUUUCAUAAUGUAUGCUGUUUAUUUUAUAACAGUGCAUGUGCACAUAUACAAGUGCCGUAGCUAUCUGAUAAGAACUGGAUUUGAAUUCUCAAAUACUUGAUUGCCUAUAAAUUUAAGGAAAUACAUGGCAACAAAUUCAAAAUGUGGUCUUCUGGGUGAGAUAUGGCUAUUGGUGAAAGAAACAAACCCAUUUUUUUGUAUCAGGAAUGAAAUUUAAAUUUUUAGAAACCACAAGUUUAAAGACCCAUCUCUAAAAUUUAGUGGAAUGUGUAAAAACUAAUGGAUGCUUUAAUUUAUAGUAAACAAUAAUUACAUUGGCCUCUCAAACACCAGUCUGAGUUUAAGUGGUUUAGAAAGUUGAUUUAUUAUUGCAUCAUGUGUUAAAAGAUGACACUAGUGAUUGCGUUUUGUUUUGCUCCAAACUCUUCUGGUUUGUUUGUUUUUCUUCUAAAGGUUUUUUUGGCUCACAUUUAGUGUGUUGAGUUUACUACUAAAUAAUCUACCAUUCUACAGGAAUGGAAAGAGAGUUGGGACCUGGUGGGAAAUUAUCUUUUGACCACACUUAAUAUACAAAGUCUAGUAACAGUUACUCCCGGAAAUGUCUUUAUCUCUGUUACAUUUGCAUUCAGUGGAAUCUGACUUUAAUGAUUAAGAAUGUCAGGGUAUAGUCUACACCAGUUUCUAAAAAGAGAUUCUCAUUGUCUUUGGUGACGAUCAAGUGGGUAGUAUGCUACAAAUUCCGCCCGGAAGACCCAAAACUCUUUGCCAUAUUGUUACUUAGUUGCUUAAAAAGCACAUUAUGUGUUUAAAUCAUUCUCCUGACUCUUCAGCAGGGAACAAUUCUUAAAUUUAGGAAAAUUUACCAAAGAUAAGGGGAAAGGCUUUCCAUGCCCCCUCCCCACCUCAACUCUGACUAAAAGUUAGUGAGUUAAUGUCACUUAAUUACUUGGGUGCUUUUUUUUUGUCUUGUCUGUGGCUGCUUAAGUCUGAUGGCUCCUACAUAACCCAACGAACUUGCACUCGAGCUGACACACGAUGGAAAUAGAACUGAAUAAUAAUUAACACUAUUUUCCAGUAGGGUAGGACAAUUGUUAUUUAAAACAUAGUCCCUAUAGCUUUAUUUAAACGUAUCUAGUUAAGGUUAAUUUGGCAUUUAAAGUAGUAAAUCAGGAACAUUCUCCUAACUUGGAUUUUCUUGGGAAAUGCACUAAACAGGAAAAUUAUUCCUGAAAACCUAGUGACCUUCACAGGAACAUGGUGGGACCUGUGACACCAAGUAAGCUUCAGUGAAAAAUGUUAACAGUUGUGAUUGUAGAAGUGUUGCCAAAUUUGUUUUCAUACUCUCAUUGAUCAUCAUUAAAAAUUCUGAAAUGUCGGCAAUGCUAACACUAAUUAUAGAAAUUAAGAAAAUGAGGCCUCCUGUUUGUAACUAAACAGACGUGGGGAGGUGCACCUCCUGUCACUGAGGGGUGCCUUUCAUUGACAGUGACGCUUUGCUUUGAAUGGAGAGGACGAGGAACCUUGACUUACAGCGACUAUCUAAGGUUUUGCUAAAUAUGGCAUUUCAGUUUUUUUUCUUGGAUUUCCCAUUAAAAAUAGUCUUGUAUCUUGCAAAUUUUUAAUAUCUCAUGACUUGUAUAUUUUUUCUUUCCAGAAUUUUUUCCAGAUCAAACUUGCUAAACUCAUGUAAAUAUUUGUAGCUUACGAAGUUACUGAUUCAACCCGUAUUUGAAUGGUAACGCACAAACCACUGGAUUUCUUCUGGCUGCAGGAAGUCAGGUUUCCCUGUGGGCCACUGUUAGGUUGCGCUGCUUUUGCUAAUGAACAAUGAGAUAGAGUAGCUUCUCACUUUAGCGUCCUUCUAGCCACCUUGGUGCCUUGUAAGUCCCAUUUAUUGACCAAAACCUAAUCAAAAACAGCAAGUGGGGGAAGGAAACAAAAACAACAGAAAUAAAAGAAACAAGGCAACAUUAUAGUGUGAGAGAAAGUUUCUCAGAAUUGAUGAAAAGCUACCUAAUUCUAUGUCCAAAAAAAUCCCUGGAAAAACACGGGGUAGGGUGUGUAAUGCUUAUUAAAAUAAUGAGGAGAGAAGACUCGUUUGAGGCUUCAUGGUUUCAGAUUGUUCUUUUAUGAGAUGGUUGGUUUGGGUCUCCAUGAAGACAUGUGAGCCUGUUCUCAUAAAAAAAAAAAAAAGACCAGAUUGGCUGAGAUGCCCACUUUAUUUUUUGUGAUGUGGAUUACUAUUUGCUAAGAACAAGCCAAGGACAAUGAAUCCAUUUACUGAGGAGUGGAGAGUGGGAUUGUGCCGAAGUCCCAAACAGGAAAGAUCAAUACUUUAUUUACUAAGACAACCCUAAAAAAAUAGAGUCAAUAGCUGGCUGUGCUUUUAUAUCUGUUUCUCAGCUUAGGUUGAUAUUUAUUCACGUACGUAAUCACUAUAUCUAAAUAAAAAAUGAUAAACUAUAUAUCAAGCUUAAAAUUCAGAUUGUCAUGGAAUAUGAGAAAAGUCAUUCUUUGAUGUGAUUUUGUGGUCUGUUUUAAAACUUGGUACAAAUUUGUGAGCUAAUCUUAAAUGUGCUGAAGCUCACGCAAUAGGAUAUUGUAUAGUUUGACACCAAGAUGCAAUUAACAAUGAUACUAAACCAUCAAAAUAUGAAUGCACCUGUGAGAUACAAAUGUGUUUUUAUUAUGAUUCCCUAGCUAUAAUUUAAUUCCCCUUUAUACGUUUCUUAAAUUCCUCAGAUUAGUUGCUUUUAGAGCAAGAAACCAAGUGGAUAAAAAGAUCAAAUACAAUAAAUGAAAUAGAAUUAUGGAAGUUGUAAAAAUGUAUUGCCCUUAAAUGACCUAGGGAAAGAUAACAGUAAAUGAUACUGCUCUCACGCGAAGUUUAACUUCUUGCCCCUUCCCCUAAACGUGUGUUUGCUGAGGAGAGAGGCUCUGCUUUUUGUAGUCCACUUUUCAUAAUCUGCCCCAAGGGCGAGAGGUGGUGAUGAUAUUUAACAUAAUAUUGGCUCAUUCAUUUGUGGGGUCAUCACCAGAAACAUGGGGCUUUGCUUCAGAAGGACAGUUUGUGGAAGAGGGGUCUUAGAUGUCACAUACAGCUCUCUACCCUUCUGGGUUCUUCGGGAAAGUCCAAAAAUAGAUGGAUGGAUACAUAGAUAAACAGAUAGAUAGAAACAUGGAAAUGUAGCUACAUGCAUACAAAUACACAGACACGGACAUACAUAAUAGAGAGAGGACACAGGGAGAUCAGCUAGAGCUUCGAAUUUCCAGUGUGGAGAUCUCAGGGAAAAAAUAGGGUCUUUAUUUUUUUGAAUUCCUUAAUUAAAGAAACAUUCCUAUGCUCCUUAUCUUGGAGAAUUAUCUCAAGAUUUUCAUGAAAGAAAAAAAUUACAGUGGACAUAAAAAAGAUUCUACCCUGCCACAGUAAGAUAUUUGUAAAACAUAUUUAAUCUAUUAUGAAGUUGCUGGAAACCAGAAAUGCCAUGAGGCUGCACUGGAACUAGCUGAGAAUCUUAUAGUAUGUGUCACUAUAUGGAACAUGGAUUUCAGUAAACCACGGAUUAAAUAAUUUCCCUCUAAAGCAUAAUAGCACAGAGUAAAAGCCCAGUACAGUAAAGUGAGCAGUUUGAUAGAUAGUCCUGUUCCCUCAAAGCCACAGGGCAGGGGGAAGUUCACAAAUCACGAGCUUAGUGAAUCCAAGAUGUGACCCAGAGGGACAUGGCCUUCCCUUGGAGCUGAUAAGGGCGCCAGUAACUUCCUUCUCCUUUCGGGAUUGUUAACAUACCGGCAUCUAGGGAAGGCAAGUGAUGUACUGAAGCAUCGGAUGCCCAAUGUCAGCUGAUUAAGCAUGGCCAGGACUCAGAAAGAUCUGAUAUACUGAGGACUAAGAGUGUUGGGAAUCUCUAGGCACCGCCCCCUGCCCACGCCACUGCGUAGACCCCAGGGGCCGUGCCUGGAACGGGAUGUCCACAGGAAGUGCCCUCGGAUAACCCGGAGGCCUUGGAGGACAGGUGCUGUGAAACUUCAAGCUAAACACAGACUCUGACUGUAAGGUCGCUGCACCUGUCUCAGCGCGCAUGGAAUUGGUGGUGGGCCUGAAGCCAAUUUGCAUCCUGAUAGCUUCCUUUUGAAAGCCCGGCCUAGGGAGUGUGUCUCCAACACAGGCUGGUACCUGAGGGUCCUGGGUCAGGGGAUUCUCUCCUUUCAAGAUGUCACUGCCACUGCGUGGAGCUCCUCACUGAGGCCUGCUUCAUCAGCCGGCUCAGCCUCCUGCCUCGUGCCCACCAAGGGGACGUUUCUGAUUCUUUCUACUGCAUCCACUUCAGAGACCAAUGUGGUCAUCUGAGCCUCCUCCCCUGCUGCAGACGCACCUGGACUGUCCCAGUUGCCCUCCCCAACCCUUCAGAGGAGCAGGGUGGGCCUGUGUGGGCCUUGCUCUGGGGAGCCUUGGGACUCUGCUCCUCUGGAGGGAUAUUUAGACCAGAGCAGGCCCAGCCUGGGCGGGGCAGGCGGCCUCUACCACUUCAGGCUGCUCGGGCAGGAAAACUGCAGAGGAAAAGGGCUGCCACCCUCUUUAGCUUGGGUUUCUUAUUUAAAACCAGAUGAAACAAAAUGAAAAUUGGAAAAAAAAUAUUUUUUUCUUAUAAGAGAAAUACAAAUAUUUAGAAAACACAGAUUUUAAAAAUAUGAAAAUAAAGUCUCCAAAUUUCAUCACCCAGAUAAUUGUUUACAUCAUAUAAUACAUAUGCAUAUCUGUGAAUACACGUGUGUGUAUAUACACACAUCUGUAAAUUAGAUUAUAUCUUAUCUACCAUGUUAUGACCUGUGGCCUUUCCACUUGGUGUAUUGUGAAUCUGUCUUCAUGUCACUCAGAUUCUUCUACAGCAUAAAAUUUAAUGGCUGCAAAGUGUUUAUUUCACGUGCAAGCCAUAUUUAUUUAACAAGUCUCCUGUAUUAGGUCAUUUCAAUUAUUUUCAUGUGUUUAUUAUUGAGAACAAUGCAGAGAUUAAUUUUUGUAAGUGAAUAUUUAGCAAAUUCAAGAACAUUUCCAUCAGCUAAAAUUGCAGAGGUGGAAGGCUCCCAGGGGAAGUCAGUGCUGGGAAGGUGGUGACGGUGGGAGAGGCUGGCUCAGGGCAGGCCAGGCUUCCACCCGUGGUGCCAGGUUUCUUGCUGCUCUAGGAAGGUCUAGGGAGACUUGGAGCCACAUUUCCAGUGACGCUGAGUCCUCCAGGGAGACCUGGCACUGCGCAGGUGAGGAGGCAGAAGAGUCCUGCCCGUGGGAAAGUCCCAUCUUCUGUUCCAGGACAGGGAACCGGGACGGACCCGAACCGCGCCCCGAACCCUCCGCCCGGGCUCCACAGCAGGCCUGUUUGCUGAGCCUCGGCUGGGUGAGCCCAGCAGCCAUGGCUCCUGCUAGCAUGGCCAUGGUGGUGAGCUCAGCACUGCCCUUUACAGUUUAUACAUCCCUCCCGAGGGCACUAUUUUAUUCCAUCCUUGCAACAAUUUUGUAGAGAAAUGCCAUUCUCAUCUCCAACUUGAGAAGAACAGACUAGGGUCUGGAGACUGACAAGUGGCGCAGGUCAAAGGCCAGAUUCCCAGCUCUGCAGCACGUGCGUGCCUCCCUUGAGGGACCGCUCAGGCGGAGAAAGACCCCAGACCUGGGCUUCCUGCCCUCCCUGCUGUCAUGGGCCAGACCCUGUAAAUGCAGUGGUUGGACCAGACAGUGCCCGCGGCCCUCAGCUCUGACGCGGGAGCAGGGUGUCAGGAGGUCCAGGCUGCAGGGCUCUGCACUGGGAUGUGGUGGGGUCACACAUCAGCACUGCAGCAUUUCCUUUGAGAAGACCAUGACUUUCUGGGCAGCCCGGUGGCUGCUUAUUAGGACAGGCUGGACAUGGGCUUGUCCAUAGUGGCAUCUCUCUUAAAUAUCGUGGUGUGAAUAUGUAUGCCAACAAGAGGCAGGAGAGCACCCUGAGGAACGCAUACCGCACGGGCGUGCUGGGGGUGCAGCGUCGUGGCUUCAGCAGCGCAGACCAUGGAACCAGCACUCGCUCCAAGGCCUCCGCGGCAGCACAAGGCAUUCGGGGUCCCUGAGGCCCCACAUGGCCUGGUGGUGCGGAAGAGAAACAGCGCCCACAUGUUACCGCUGACCCAGGGAGGAACGUAGGGCCAAGUGCGUCAGAAAUGCUCCUGGGGGGACUGACUCCUUUGAAUACAAAUAAUUUUGGGGUGUGGCCACAGGAUCAAGCCCUUUACCUGGCACAGCUAUUGAUUGUGUGGAUUCUUCAGCGUGGUAGCGGUGAUUUGUUGACCUUACCUUUCCUCUGUUUUUUUUUUUUUUUUCUCUAGAGAGCUGACAUCCUUUUAGCAAAUAUUCCUUUUGCCAUUCCAUAUUCCUGUAAACCAGAGCUUCUUCACCUUUCUUAAUGCCAUGGAUCUUUUUGGCAGCUGUGGGAUGCCUACUGACAUACCCUUCUGAGAUGAAUAUAUUUAAAUGUAUACAAUAAGAUACACAGGAUUUCAAAGGAACCAGUCAGAUUUAAAUAGUUACAAAAUGUAUUUUCAUUGUGAUGCAUCUUUCUUUACUCAUAUCUUUAAUAACAAGAUCUAGCGUCAGGUCUAUUGGCAAAUUUUAAAGUAGUGACGAGCAGAAAUGAUAUUCGGAGAUAUCUGUAGGUAUAACAUGACAUGAAAAUAUCUGGUUUAAAUCAGCCGCAAUGUCACAGGCGCUGCUUAACGGUGCAAGGGUUUGAUGUCUACUUCAUAAUGAAAAGAAUCAGUGGAUUCCAGUUAGAGAUGGACUAGCAAAAACAAGGAUGAACUUUUCCCAUCCAAGUUUACAGGAUCCAGAUUUAAAACUCCUGCUUUAAAGUAAACAGAAAUAAGUAAUCCUGCUUAGAGGAACCCAAAGCACAGAGAGGCUGAGUGUUUGGCCCAAGACAACACAGCAAAUUAGAGCUUCUGUUGAAUACGUUGCCUGGCCGGUGCCGUCCUCAUUUUUCCUCAUUAACUUUUUUGUAAGUGAAUAUUUAGCAAAUUCAAGAACAUUUCCGUCAGCUAAAAUUGCAGAGGUGGAACGCUUUUUUUCCUCAUUAACUCUUGGUCUUAAAAUGAACACUAAUCCGGAAGUUUCAUCCUAAAAUGCUUCCAAAAAGAUUAAUUGACUACAUUUGCUACUUAAAUGAUGAAGACUACUGGUGAAUUUACAAGACUUUUAAAAGAGCAUUUUAGAAAAUAGGAAAAGGGUUAUAAUUUACAAUUCAAACGCAAAUCACAUGCAGAAUUGUUCAAUUAGGGGAGGAUUAGAAGAUUCAUUUUUAUCAGGGAAAAUCUUGAAAAUCCAAUGUCCAGUGCUCAUUUUGGUCACAUGAUAAAAUUAGUGACAAGACUGAAGAAAUCCUUCAGACCAACAUCCACACUUAAAAGAAAUGGACAUUUAUACAUAAGUUAGCUGUAAGCUCCACUUAUUGUAUUUUGAUGGCAAAGGGGACCAUGACCGUUGGAUCCUUGGGUGCCGAAAUAGUUCACAAAAUAAAGUGCUCUGGAGGAAGUGGUCUCCCCAAAUACAGAUUGAUGUCAUGGACUUCUAGAAAUGGAUACCAAAUAGAAUGGAACAGUCUGUGGUUAUUUCCUCAUUUAACUAACAAUCUAAAUGAGAGGAUGGGCAAUGUGACUCUUCACUCUGUCAUAAAUCAAAAGUAUAAUUUCCCAUACAGAUUUCUUUUCCAUGACUGCCAAGCUUAUCGCAUGAUACCACGGAGUCAUCUUUCCAUAAUAAAGACGUCCUAACCCA